Messenger RNA from Orycteropus afer afer, 867 nucleotides. It is a transcript of the gene SLC25A45, whose product is annotated as solute carrier family 25 member 45. The record is from RefSeq and is a predicted model, not a curated record. Gene Ontology annotation, cellular component: mitochondrion. Gene Ontology annotation, molecular function: transmembrane transporter activity. Bases 1 to 867 code for a protein of 288 amino acids. The transcript has 6 exons. Gene Ontology annotation, biological process: transmembrane transport. NCBI's taxonomy places the organism in Eukaryota, Metazoa, Chordata, Mammalia, Tubulidentata, Orycteropodidae.
AUGCCUGCGGAGGAGUUUGUGGCUGGCUGGAUCUCCGGAGCUCUGGGCCUGGUCCUGGGACACCCCUUUGACACCAUAAAGGUGCGGCUGCAGUCCCACAGCAAGUACCGCGGCAUCUUAGACUGUGCUGUCAAGAUCUACCGCCACGAGUCGCUUCUCGGCUUUUUCAAGGGGAUGAGCUUCCCGGUGGCAAGCAUAGCCAUCGUCAACUCCGUCUUGUUCGGGGUCUACAGCAACGUCCUGCUGGCGAUCACGUCCACCACCCACCAGCAGCGGCGGGCCCAGCCUCCCACCUACAUGGACGUGUUCAUUGCGGGCUGCGUCGGGGGGUUUGUACAGGCCUACUGCCUGGCCCCUUUUGACCUCAUCAAAGUCCGGCUGCAGAACCAGACGGAGCCGAGGGCGCAGCUGGGGAGCCCGCAGCCGCAGUAUCGGGGGCCGGUGCAUUGUAUGAUUUCCAUUCUCCAGAAAGAGGGACCCCAGGGGCUGCUGCGAGGGGCCGGCACCCUGAUGCUGAGGGAUACCCCCACGUUGGGCAUCUACUUCGUCACCUACGAAUGGUGGUGCCGCCAGUACACGCCAAAGGGCCAGAACCCCAGUUCAACCACUGUGCUGGUGGCGGGGGGCAUCGCCGGCAUCACCUCCUGGGUUACAGCCACGCCCUUGGACGUGAUCAAGUGCCGCAUGCAGAUGGACGGGCUGAAGGGCCAGGUGUACCAGGGGGUGCUGGACUGCAUGGUGAGCAGCGUCCGGCAGGAGGGGCCCGGAGUCUUCUUCCGGGGCGUCACCAUCAACAGUGCCCGCGCCUUCCCCGUGAACGCCGUCACCUUCCUUAGCUACGAGUAUCUCCUCCGCUGGUGGGGAUGA